UCCCUUGGGAAGAUAUUUUGAUCAAAAGUCAAAUCAAAUAUAAUAAUAAAUCUCUAGAAAAGUUUCCACCGUUCCAACAUUCGAACCCUAUCCUCUUGCUUCCUUCCGCUUCCACUUGCCACUUCGUCCUUCCGCUUCUUCCCCCGAAGCCCGAAUCCUCUCUCUCCUCCCCGUCAUAAACAGGGACCUCAAACAAGUUCUCUUGUACCUCCGCGCUUCCAAGGAUUUGAUUUCUUCGCUCGUUGCGGAUUUCCCUACUGGCUGAGUACCAAUUUCGCUCGGUUUCACAACAAAUUUGGAUAUCCAUGCUCCACGUCAGGCUCGCUCCUGGGCCUGCACCGCGUAAUUUAUCUAGGAGAUGGGAUACCAGCGCAUACCUACAUAGCUGGUGUUCCGUUCCUUGUCCAAGCAGGCUCAGUCUCUCGAGGACAUAUUCAAUUAAAUCUUCUUUGAUUGGUAGCGCCACGGGACUUUGUCUUGGGCAAUGUUGCCGCAUCAAGCCUUUGUCCUGCAAAUGCAAGCUAGGUAGGUCUUCUCAGCCGCCACCUGACUCGAGGCAACAUUUUAGUGCAUCUUCAUCCGCAUCAGAGGCGGUUCUCACUGCGCAGUCUGAUAUCCGGAAACUUUUUGUUGCCAAUGAGAAAAUCGGCGUUCUGCUGCUAAACCUUGGAGGCCCAGAGACCCUUGAUGAUGUCCAGCCUUUCUUGUUUAAUCUCUUUGCUGAUCCGGAUAUCAUCCGUCUUCCUAGGGCGUUCCGCUUUCUGCAGAAGCCGCUAGCACAAUUCAUUUCUGUUGCAAGAGCGCCAAAGAGCAAGGAAGGUUAUGCAUCCAUAGGUGGUGGUUCACCUCUUCGACAAAUUACUGAUGCGCAGGGAGAAGCACUUAUGGAGGCACUAUGUGGAAAGGAUAUCCCUGCUAAGGUGUACGUGGGAAUGCGGUAUUGGCAUCCCUUCACCGAGGAAGCUAUAGAACAAAUAAAAAAGGAUGGAAUCACAAAACUUGUUGUACUACCUCUUUACCCCCAGUUCUCCAUAUCGACCAGUGGUUCAAGUCUCCGUCUUCUGGAGAGCAUAUUCAGAGAGGAUGAGUAUCUGGUCAAUAUGCAACAUACGGUUAUUCCUUCUUGGUAUCAGCGUGAAGGAUAUAUUAAGGCCAUGGCAACUUUGAUCGAGAAGGAGUUGUUGAAAUUUCCAAAACCGCAGAAGGUUAUGAUAUUUUUCAGUGCUCAUGGAGUUCCUCUGGCAUACGUUGAAGAAGCUGGUGAUCCGUAUAAAGCAGAGAUGGAAGAGUGCGUGGAUCUUAUCAUGGAGGAGCUCGAAAAAAGAGGAAUGGCAAAUCCAUCUACACUUGCUUAUCAGAGCCGAGUAGGACCAGUGGAAUGGCUGAAACCCUACACUGACGAGACAAUUAUUGCUCUUGGGCAGAGAGGGGUAAAGAGCCUUCUAGCAGUUCCCAUUAGUUUUGUCAGCGAACACAUUGAGACGUUAGAAGAAAUUGACGUCGAAUACAAGGAGCUGGCUUUGCAAUCUGGUAUCAAGCACUGGGGACGAGUUCCCGCUUUAGGUUGUGAGCCCACAUUCAUUUCAGAUCUGGCGGAUGCUGUUAUCGAAAGCCUGCCUUAUGUUGGCGCAAUGGCAGUUUCCAACCUUGAGGCUCGGCAGUCACUGGUGCCACUUGGAAGCGUGGAGGAGCUGCUAGCAACCUACGACUCGAAACGCGACAUGCUGCCUCCUCCGGUGAUUGUGUGGGAGUGGGGCUGGACGAAGAGCGCCGAGACAUGGAAUGGACGUGCUGCUAUGCUGGCCGUGUUGGCUCUCCUGGUGCUGGAGGUAACAACCGGACAGGGGCUCUUGCACCAGUGGGGUAUAUUGCCACCUCUCCCUUGACAAGCGGGGAUGGAUGGAUGGAUGGAUUUCAGGUCUCCCCUUGAGGGGAUCUGAUCGUAAUUUUGGUUCAUUUGGGGAAUGCCCUGAUGCUAUAUAUGAUGGAUCGAUUUGCCUUACGCCAAGAAAGGAAAAUAUGGACUGUAUUCGCCGGUGUAAAUAUGCUAGACUGAAGAGAGCUUUACAUUAUUAUUAUUAACCAAUAAGAGCUGUCGAAUCGUUGGCUACAA
This is a messenger RNA of Triticum aestivum (bread wheat), 2113 nucleotides long. RefSeq names its product ferrochelatase-2, chloroplastic. Gene Ontology annotation, molecular function: protoporphyrin ferrochelatase activity. Lineage: Eukaryota; Viridiplantae; Streptophyta; Magnoliopsida; Poales; Poaceae. The record is from RefSeq and is a predicted model, not a curated record. Gene Ontology annotation, biological process: heme biosynthetic process. The transcript has 11 exons. The coding region runs from base 306 to 1886 and encodes 526 amino acids. Gene Ontology annotation, cellular component: mitochondrion.